CGGGGCGGGGCGGGGCGGCGGGCGGCAUGGCCAAGCAGUACGACAUGGUGGAGUGUCCCUUCUGCGACGAGGUCUCCAAGUACGAGAAGCUCGCCAAGAUCGGGCAGGGCACCUUCGGGGAAGUUUUUAAAGCCAAACAUCGUCAGACCGGCAAGAAGGUAGCGCUGAAGAAAGUGUUGAUGGAAAAUGAGAAGGAGGGGUUCCCCAUCACAGCCUUGCGAGAGAUUAAAAUCCUCCAGCUGCUCAAACAUGAGAAUGUGGUGAACCUGAUUGAAAUCUGCAGGACCAAAGCCUCCCCCUACAACCGCUGCAAGGGCAGCAUCUACCUGGUGUUUGACUUCUGUGAGCACGACCUGGCUGGUCUCCUCAGCAACGCCCACGUCAAGUUCACGCUCUCAGAGAUCAAGAAAGUUAUGCAGAUGCUGUUGAAUGGACUUUACUACAUCCACAGGAACAAGAUCUUGCACCGGGACAUGAAAGCUGCCAAUGUCCUGAUCACACGGGACGGGGUCCUGAAGCUCGCGGACUUCGGGCUGGCUCGAGCCUUCAGCCUGGCCAAGAAUAGCCAGCCCAACCGCUACACCAACCGCGUGGUGACUCUGUGGUACCGGCCCCCAGAGCUGCUCCUAGGGGAGCGGGACUAUGGUCCCCCCAUUGACCUCUGGGGUGGAGGCUGCAUCAUGGCAGAGAUGUGGACCCGCAGCCCCAUCAUGCAGGGGAACACGGAGCAGCACCAGCUCACCCUCAUCAGCCAGCUCUGUGGAUCCAUCACACCAGAGGUUUGGCCAAACGUGGAUAAGUACGAGCUGUACCAGAAGCUGGAUCUCCCCAAGGGCCAGAAGCGGAAGGUGAAGGACCGCCUGAAGGCCUACGUCAAGGACCCCUACGCGCUGGACCUCAUCGACAAGCUGCUGGUGCUGGACCCUGCCCAGCGCAUCGACAGCGACGACGCCCUCAACCACGACUUCUUCUGGUCAGACCCCAUGCCCUCGGACCUCAAAAACAUGCUGUCCACCCACAACCAGUCCAUGUUUGAGUACCUGGCCCCCCCGCGCAGGAGGGGGGGCCACAUGCCCCAGCAGCCGGCCAACCAAGGCAGGAACCCGGCGGCCACCAACCAGACGGAAUUUGACAGGGUGUUUUGAGGAGGGGCUUCCCCAGCAGGGUCCCAGCCGGGCUACUGCUCUGCAGGUUGCCUUGCAGGGAUGUCCUGGUGGGGUAUUUCUGCCUGGAAAGGACUUUCUUCUAGUUGAGGAACUGCUGGCUUUAACCUAGCUCUGCCGCCUCCUCCCCUUGUGCAGCAGCUCGGCCACUGCAGAGCUGUGUGACAGGAGGAGGUGACACCUGCCAGCCUGGCCUUGUUUCCCUGCAGCUUUGGCACAGCCCCUGUGUCCCCCCUGCAGCUGUCUGUAUUGGUUACAUUAAUCUUCUGGAUUGAUUGUUACACGGACCUGGUGAUGGAGAAAAGUGGCUCUGUCAGUGCUGGGGCUCUCAGCAGGACUGGGAGAAGCCGCCCUGGACCAAACUGGGCCCUGCUGGGAGGUGUCUCAGCUCCCUGGGUUGGUCGUAGCUUCUGCACGGUGCAGCCUUUGAACAGUGAAGUGUUGAUGUAGGAUGAGGCAGGUGCUUCUGAGCAAUGUGGAGGUGUCCUGGAGAAGGCAGAGUCACUCUCAGAGAGCAUGACUGGCUGACUGGAGUUUGGGCUCCAGCUUAGGAAGGAGCUUACUGGGCUAACCGGAGGGGUGGCUGGCAGAGCUGGUUUCUCCAGGAUUUACAGUGGGAAUUGUCAGUCUCUGGAACACUACACGGCGUCCACGCUUUCUUCAUUGCAAACUGCAAUCAGGAGCCUGGCUUGGACACCCCCUGCUGCUGCCUGCCCGGAGCACUGGCUGGGGCAGGAGCUGGGAUGGGACCGGAGCUGUGUGUGCGGUCUUCAGGGAUGUCAGGAUGGUGUGGCAGUGCUGGGAAUGCUGUGCUGGGAGAAGGGGUGACUCUUCAAGCACUUGCACAUCCACUCCUCUGGCCUGGAGCUCUUUGCAUGAGCAAGACAGCUGCUGCCUUCCCCUGCUGGGCUUCACAGCCCACCACGGCAGAGCCACCCACCAGGCAUUUGUCUUCCACGACUGUCAGCUGCAGCUGGCCCAUCUGCUCCGUGAGCCCCACGGAUCCCAAGACUUUCCAAUCAGGAAUGUGUGCAGCAUCCAGCGGGUGAUAACCUUUGGCCCUGGAUGGGUUGUCCAUUAACCAGACUCAUGGCAAGAGCCACCUUGGUAGCGUCAGGUCUCGGGGGAGGAAGCGGCCGCGAGCGGGGCCGUUCUCGGGACAGAAAGUGAGGAUGAUAAAGGACACGUACAAGGUAAAUCUCUCUUGGUGUGGGGCUCUGACACAGCGUCUGGUUGAGGGGGGAACUUGAUUUCUUUAGGAAAAAAUGAAAGUUGCAAGCAAUAAGCCGGUUGACUUCUGCUGAUUGUGAAUAAACAACCAUCCCGUCCCCGA
This is a messenger RNA of Apus apus (common swift), 2496 nucleotides long. It is a transcript of the gene CDK9, whose product is annotated as cyclin dependent kinase 9. Lineage: Eukaryota; Metazoa; Chordata; Aves; Apodiformes; Apodidae. Gene Ontology annotation, cellular component: nucleus. Gene Ontology annotation, biological process: protein phosphorylation. The transcript is spliced from 7 exons. Gene Ontology annotation, molecular function: cyclin-dependent protein serine/threonine kinase activity; ATP binding. Bases 27 to 1145 code for a protein of 372 amino acids. The record is from RefSeq and is a predicted model, not a curated record.